AACGCCGUUGAUUUAUGCGAUUUCAAUUCAUGUGCCAAUCCACUCGUUUGGCGCGUUAAUGUGAUAUUCUAAAAAGCUUACAUUAAAGUUAUGGAGUUUACAUGAGUUAUACUGUUACAGCAUGAGAAGAUGCAGAUGAAGAUUAUCGAGGAUAUUUCAAAGUUUAUUUUUCUGGAUCGUUUCUUUUAGGGAAAAUUGGAAAAAUGGACACUUUGAACUUUUAUUUGUCACAAUAGGACUUCUGAUACUUUGGCCAAUUCUGGACGUAUUUUACCCUUCUUUUAUGGGGAAAAUAGUAAACUGAAUUUUAAAAAUGUUAAAAAAUAUGAAAACUAUUGGAAACAUAAGUAUGACAAUAUAUAUGUUGAAAAGUUUUUUUUUUUAAAGUGGAAUCAUAUUUUAUUUUAUCUUCUAACUACAGUAAGAAUACUAAUUCUGGUUAUCUACUUAGCCUAGAAAUCAGAUACUAAAUUUAUACAUAGAUAUAUUCAGGGUAUACAACGUAAACUAGUCUUUCUUAUAUAUUCUAACACAUCUAUAAUUUGAAACAUUAUAAUCAAGAAAGAUGUCUUUAGUAUACCUACAGCUUGAUAAUGACAUAUAACCACAACGCACUGAUAUACCUUAUCUAUAUUGUGUGCCAUAACCUAUUCUGCCUUUUACCUUAUGUGGCACUUAAGGAAGAAUAUGUUUCUCAUCUACUCUAUUGUGUUCUGCGUAAGCUAGGAUAUAUAUUCUAGGAAAAUCCGAAAAAUAUGGAAACUUCCAUAUUCAGUUAAAGAUGUUUCCUAAAUCUAACCUAAAUCUAAACUAAAUCUACCCUAAAUCUUUCAAAGAAUAUUCUCCCACGUUUUUCUCCUCCUCCUACUCCCAUGAUCUUUUUCUCUUUGUUCUUUGUGUUUCUUUCUUCUUCAUUCACAUAAUCAUCUCUUCUCUCUAUCAAUACCACAUGGUUCUAAUCUAUGUUAAAUCUGAUGAAUGAAUGUCUAGUUGCAAUGAAGAGUGGAAAUCUCGCACCAUAACUUCUCUUUCAAUCUUUUUUUUUAUGCAUCAUAUGAAUCAUGUGAUUGUAAUUUGAAGCUGAUAUUUAAUGUGAUUUAUAUGGUUAAAUAUCAAGGGUCCUUAGCUCAAUGGUAGAGCAAAUGACUGCAGAUCAAUAGGUAACCGGUUCGAGACCAGAUGGGCCCUUCUUUAUUUUUACUUUUCUAUUAUGUUUUUACUCUGCUUCAGGUUUGGAUUUGGAAUUCAGAUACAAGCACUCAAGCCUAAUAUUAGACCAUCAAUGGCAAUAAAACUCAAAGGAGAAACACACAAAAAUGCUCAAAGAGCUUAUUAAACGAUAAAAAAGCAAAACACUAAAUCCAGCCACAUUCUCGGACCACAGAUCUUCAUAGCUGAUAAAAUCCAUAAACCCGUAACUCUGUGUAAUAUACGUUAAAAUAAGCUGCCGUGCUUGGUCGGGUAUUAAGAAAGGAUAUCACAUGUCUAAGACCUUAUUUAAAUUGAACUGCAAGUGGCUUAAUGGGGCCAAAUACAAUAUCUGUUCCUUACAACUGUAACCCUCGAAGUGAUAUAAUCUCCUAAUCACCUGUACGUGCUUCUCCAUGCACUUAGUUAGAGGAUGUGUGUGGUUUAAUGAGACCAAACACACUACCUGCUCUAUAUUGAAAACAACAAUCAUAAAAGGCCAAGACCCUAACCGAGAAUAGAAAAAACCCAAGAACCCAAAUCCAUACCCAAGUUUAAGAUCCUGGCAGUUAAAAGAUAAAGAGGAGCCACAUCCAUACCCCAUAAAUGUUUCUCUUAACAAAAUGAAGACAGAACAAUACCAGUAACCAAAGAAAGAUGUUACCAGACACAGCCGAGGAUCCCUUAUUGAUGACAGAACUAAAACAUGCCAAAACUCCAAGUAAGAAUGACCUAGCCAACUGACACCAACAAUAUGAAGCGCAUUCCAAUACUUGAACAACUCACAGAGAUGGACAAAACAACAAAGAACAAUGCUUAUAAUGAUUGUAUCCGAGAGACAGCAAUAACAGCAACAUGAAGAGCCAGUUUUAAUCCAAAGUUUCUACCCUUAACCAUAACAUCAGAAAUAAGAUAGAAAACAAAAGAAAUUCAAAGGAAAAACCGAUAAGAACGAAAACAUAUAAAAACCAAGAACCAGAAACCCAUGACUGCUCACGAAACCUCUCUGCUUCACCGCUUUUCAUGUCUCCAGACUUUCCAAUUGUAAGAGUGAUGCUAAAAAAAAUUGUAAGCACAUCUCUCUUUAUAGCAAACCCAGUUAUCUAACUCCCUUCGCCAAAACACUCUCGUUGAAUCUGAGAUUGUGACUUGAUGAAGUCUGAGCUCAAAAUCCAAUCAGAAUAUCUUGGUAAUUUCCCAGAUCUUUCCAUACGAUAUCUCCUUUUUGCGAGACAAUCCUUCGCGACCCCGGAAGAUAUUUUUUUGCCAAAUCUCCCUGACUCUUAUGUAUCUUUCGGAUCCUGCCCUCGUGAUGAUGCUCUUUAUGAUUCCAUAACAACCAUUGAAUCCCUGGAUCCCAUCGUCGAAGAACCAUUGAAACCCUAAUUUGUUUUCACCUUCAACCGCCAUCGAGGAGGAAUACUUUCUGUUUUCUUAUUAUUUUAUUCUAUUAUAAGAAAAUUACUAAAUAUUUUAUUUAUUAGUUUUUAAUUAAAAGAAAUUGAAUAAUUUAAGGGUAUAAUGGUAUUAACAUUAAUCUAAAUCCUAUUUUCCUAAAUAAUCUUCUAAAAAUCUUAUUGAGACAAAUCUAAGUUCAAAGUGUCUUUUUUUUUCCAAUUUUCCCUUUCUUUUACUAUUUCCCACAUUCCUGUCAAGUAUUAUCCCACAUUUAUGCAGUUUGAUUCAUUUCUCUAUUUGUAUAUUUUGGGGCUACCAUCCGUAUUCAGAUGCUCAUCUUGAUUCUUGACCACGCCACAAGAGAAGACGCCUUAAAAUAGCUCUAGUGGGAUCGAAUGUGGAAUUUACAUAAGUAAAGAAUUAAGAAUAUGUAUAAAUACACGUGUCUUUUUGUUAUAUUUUAUUUGGCGUGCCGAUAUUGCUAAUAGCGCGAAGUGGAAACAAUUUGGACGAUGCACUUUGUAAACAAAAGAAUUAUAUAAAAUCACUGCAAAAUUAUAUAAUUAGGUUCAAGUGGGAAAGUAACACUACCGCUAAAACCGAUCAUAAUAAGUUGACUACUACGUGGAAUACCAUCAUUAUCAAGGUAGUCGUCAGUGUUCCUAAGUACUUUUUGGUGUGUUUACACAAUUAGUUAACUAUCAAUGAAUGGUUUUAUCCAUUUCGGGAUUGUUAACAAUCAGUCAAUCACUUUAAGAUAUCAAUUAUCUUCUCAUUUGUAAGCAUUUCAAUGGAUAAUUGAUAUACAUCUUUUUGGUUUUAGGUAUAAUCAUUGAUUCUCAAGUUCGUUCAUUAUUUAUAUAAAAGUAUAUAUAUUUUAGGUUAAGCUACUUAAAUCUGUUAAUUGGAAUAUAUAGUUUUAAUUAAGGAAAUAUCCGUUGAAGUUUAUGUUUUAAAUAGUAGUGAUCCAAUAACAUUCAAUGGAUUUUCUAAACCUGUUUUAAUUUAACUGGCUCUAAAUAUAUAUCAUCAUGAGUAUGUUGUUUCUUUAUGUAUAGUGAGAAUAAAUUCUAACUAAAUUCAUGUGCAUAGUUCCUAUCAGGCUCAAUCUCAUCAAAAAGAUACAUGUAACUUGUAAGUACCAGUGGGGAAAAUUGUUUCACACAAUGUCCACUUGCGUCCUAAGAAUACAUUUAAAUACAUGCAGCCCUAUUCUAUACAAAGUUGAUUACAGUCACUAGUUUUAGUGGAUUACGUAAUAUAAAACCGGCCAACAUACAAAACAAGAUAGAAAGUUCAUGAGUCUUAUCAAUUUGAAUGCUUCUUUGUGCCUAAUUUUACAAGAAUUAAAAAAAAAACAUGGAGCUUAAUGCGUCCUCUUGAGCACAAGAAAUUAAUAUUUCGAAGCCUCCAUGCGUCACCAUCCAUUAAUCAUUCUCGUAAUAGUCCACUAACAGAAGCACAAUUAAGCCCUUUGCUACCUAUUUUUUUUCUCUAUAAGUAGAACCACAUUUCUUCAACAUCGUAUUAAACUAUCACUCUAGUAACUCAUCUAAACAAGCCAUCUUAUAGACAAUGAGAGGACAUGUAUUGCUUACUGUUUUCACCCUGUGUAUGCUUUGUUCAGGGGCUAAGGCACAGCUAAACCCUAACAUUUACGCUAAAUCAUGCCCGUAUCUUGUUUUAAUUGUCCGCAGACAAGUUAUGAACGCCCUGAAGGCAGAUACUCGGAUGGCUGCUUCUCUCAUUCGUCUUCAUUUCCAUGACUGUUUCGUUAAUGGGUGUGAUGCGUCUGUAUUGCUGGAUGGAGACGAUAGCGAGAAAUUAGCGAUCCCAAAUCUAAACUCUGCGAGAGGAUUUGAAGUAAUUGAUACGAUCAAAGCCGAUGUGGAAUAUGCAUGUCCUGGUGUUGUUUCUUGUGCUGAUAUACUCACUUUAGCCGCUCGCGACUCGGUUGUCUUAAGCGGAGGGCCUCAGUGGAGAGUAGCGUUAGGAAGAACAGAUGGACUUGUGGCAAAUCAGAGCAGUGCAAAUAAUCUACCAUCUCCUUUUGAACCCUUAGACGCUAUUACUGCCAAGUUUGUAGCUGUUGGCCUUAAUGUCGCCGACGUCGUAGCUUUAUCAGGAGCUCACACCUUUGGACAAGCAAAAUGUGAUGUCUUCAGCAAUAGGCUGUUCAACUUUGACGGUGCAGGAUCUCCGGACGCAACACUUGAGACAACACUCUUGUCUGAUCUGCGAACAGUUUGUCCCGCCGGAGGAAGUGGAAACCAAACAGCUCCCCUAGACAGGAACUCUACUUACGCCUUCGACAACAACUAUUUCAAGAACCUCCUCGAAGGGAAAGGUCUUUUGAGUUCGGAUCAGAUUCUGUUCUCGAGUGAUUUGGCCGUGAACACAACAAAGAGACUUGUGGAGGCUUAUAGUCGGAGCCAGUACUUGUUUUUCAGGGACUUCACUCGUUCGAUGAUCAAAAUGGGUGGUAUUACGAAUCUUGUUAAUGGAUCUAGUGGGGAGGUUAGGAAAAACUGUAGGGUUAUAAAUAACUAGCCUGAGUGUUCCUAUUUUCUGCAAUGUUUGGGAGUUGAACAGUCCUUGUGUGUUUCAAAAUGGCCACUUGUGCAAUCUUAUGUUUCUUGCUUCUAA
Molecule: messenger RNA, 5232 nt
Organism: Brassica rapa (field mustard)
Lineage: Eukaryota; Viridiplantae; Streptophyta; Magnoliopsida; Brassicales; Brassicaceae
Product: peroxidase N-like
Biological process (GO): response to oxidative stress; hydrogen peroxide catabolic process
Molecular function (GO): heme binding; peroxidase activity
Source: RefSeq, a predicted model, not a curated record